Molecule: messenger RNA, 777 nt
Organism: Cladophialophora yegresii CBS 114405
Lineage: Eukaryota; Fungi; Ascomycota; Eurotiomycetes; Chaetothyriales; Herpotrichiellaceae
Product: ubiquitin-conjugating enzyme E2 R
Exons: 3
Coding region: 1-777 (258 amino acids)
Biological process (GO): protein polyubiquitination; proteasome-mediated ubiquitin-dependent protein catabolic process
Molecular function (GO): ubiquitin conjugating enzyme activity
Source: RefSeq, a predicted model, not a curated record
AUGUCUCAAGCGGUAUUGAUGAAGGAGUACAAAGCUCUGGCCAAAGAAAAAUGGGUUCAGAUAGACGUCGACGAGGAGAACAUCUACCACUGGAAUCUCGCCUUGAUGGUCAUCAACCCCGACUCCAUGUACUAUGGCGGUUAUUUCAAGGCUCAGAUGACUUUCCCCAAAGACUACCCGUACAAACCGCCCGACUUCCGGUUCACCAAACCCCUGUGGCAUCCAAACAUCUAUCCCGAUGGACGACUCUGCAUCUCCAUUCUUCAUGCGCCCGGUGAUGAUAUGAUGUCCGGCGAGUCUGCUGGCGAACGGUGGUCUCCUGCUCAGCGGGUCGAGUCGGUCCUUCUCUCCAUCCUUUCACUGUUGGAUGACGCAGAGGUCUCCUCACCCGCCAACGUCGACGCCAGUGUGAUGUACAGAGAUGACGAAGCUGCUUUCAGAGCCAGGGUCAAGCGUGAUGUGGACGCUUCUAAGAACGACAUCCCAGAAGGCUUUAUCAUGCCAACCCACGAGUCAACCAAGCCCGAAGUCGAAAAGCCUGUUGACGACAACUUCUGGAAUGACAGCGAAGCCGAAGAUAUCGACUUUGAUGACUUUGACGAUUUUGACGACGACGCUGCCAAUGGAAGCGAGUCCGACCAAGAACUGAACAACGAUUCUGAAGAUGAAGAAAACUACGAUGAUGAAGAGGACGACGAGGACACCGAGCGUGUUAAGGGCAAAGCUCGAGUUGACCAUGACCGACUUGACUCCGACAUGACUGAGCCAGAUGGUUGA